UGAUCCUUGCAGGGAGCCUGCACACAACAAACGGCAAAACUUGCUGGCAAGAAACAAAUCCUUUCCCUCUGCAGGAGCUGUUGAAACUCCCGUGCUUGCUGUUAUUUUUACUGCCAAGAUCAGAAGCUCUCCCUUUAUUGUGCAUGGUGUUUCCUGCCUGUUCACACAGCAGCACAUGAUUCCACAACAGGCACAACUGAAUCAACUGGGAUUUGGUUCUCAGAAAACCCUUUCCCCUGCUCUUUCUGUUUGCCCAGUGGCAUUCACAAGCAUUAAGCAAAUGACCAGGCAGCAACAGGUAGUGGCUUCAGCAGGGCCUGGGAGUCAGCAAAUCUAGCUUGGACACUGCCUGGUUUGGACAAAUUGCUUCUCCUUUCUCAGUCUUCUUUGUCCAUCUGUUACAUGAGGAUACUCAAUUAUUUAGCUAUUAGUGUAUUACCAUGUUCUACUUCUGGGAUAAGUGCAUAAUUUGUCUAACACUAAGACCAGGUCAAAGGUUAGGUGGGUGGCAAAGUCUCACACAAGAAAGCUCCUGGAGUUAGUGGGCCUAUCUUCUGCUGGGUUUUGUACAGUAUUGAGUGCACAAUCAAUACAUAACCAGGAUAAAACAACACUAAUAUUAACAGUAUUGUGGUAACACUCAGGACCCAAUCAGGAUUUCAGCCCUUCUUUGCCAAGGCAUUGUGAAAAUAUGAGUAUACAGAAGAGGACUUGGUGAAGACUGAAUGGGGGAUAUGACUAUUUUUGUUCUAAAGUGGGUCCCAUUGAUCCUUCCUGACCGGGGGCAUUUUGCAGCCUGGAAGCACAUCUCUGUAGGACACUGCCCCUCCCUCUCCUGGGAUGACAUACCCUUUUUGCAAAAGCCACCAAGCCUUGUUGGGUCGAUAAAACCCAAUCAAUUGUUUUCCCUUCGAUUGAUGCAUGGUGAGUUUGUUAUCUGGCCGCUAACAAGAGGCAGUUUUCUAUCUGUUUACUAUAAAGAAAGCAAAGCAAACUGCCGGCUGGGGACAGGCGGCUGAACAUUUACUGUCAAUACAGCUGGAGAGAGAAAGGAGAUAUAAGGAACAAGGAGCAGAGGCCGCAGCCCACAUGAGUGAUCUGAGUAUAAAAAUGCCAGAAGAGAUAACAAAACAAAGUGGGUGGAUGGAGAUCAACUAGGGAGCACUUCCCUGUGCUUGGAAAGGGCUGAUACAUGAUCUAGUUAAGCGAUAAGAUGCAGGCAGACAAACGAUAAUGCUGGAAAGCUUUCUAUGCCCAGUAAGGUUUGAAAAGUGCUUCAAACUCAGCCAAAAGACCAGGCAGUAUUUGGGAUUUUUCUAGAUAUGCCUCUAUGCAGGAAUCACUAUUUGAAAAUAAUAGCAGUAAUCACAGAGCUUGUAAACAAUGGCUGGAUGGGGUUUUCUUAGUGAGUUGUGAAUGACUGUUGUAAAGCAGAGCAAGACAGAACAGGCAUCCUUCCUAGUUUGUCUCCCCUCUUCUUCAUCCACAGAGGAUGUAGAUGUCUGGGAGCCACAAGACAAGAAAGGCAGCAGGCAGAAAGGCGCAAGUGGUUCUGAAACAGCCCCAGCCAGUCAAGAGAGGAAGAGCUCUGACAAGGAAGGCAAGACAGAAGGACAUCCUACCAUGAAGCCGUUCACAGACGAAGACGUAGAGUAUUACCUCCAGACCAAGGUGGAACAGCGACACCUCCUGGUGUCCAAAACAGUGGAUGAAGUACAGAUGAUGAUCCAGCAACUGACCACAGAAGUUAGCUGCAGGGACAUACGAUUCCAGCCCAUCUCCAACUCUGGCAUUCACAAUGAGAAUUUUAAGGUCUUAACACCUAGCCAGUUCCUCAUGACUGUCCCACUGCGUGGCCUGACUGGGUACAAGGAGCACCAGGUGCGGCGCUGGCGGUAUUACACUGUGCAAGGGGAAAAGCUCCUCUCCUCGGUGAGGAACCCGGAGGAGUUGCACCAGUGGCUGGAGGUGGAGCAGUUUUCAAAGAGCCUCCAGCAGUGGCAUGACACGGAUAUGAACUUCGAAGGUGAUCUUGUUCCAGCCAAAGUCCUUGCUGUCUUCCGGGACCUGGUGGAGAAGUCGAUUAUAACCUGUGAUCUCUCCAGAAAAAUCAGCCUUCUGGAGAGCUUCAGCUCAGUGGUGCGAGUUGCUGUGGAAACAUCAAACCUUCAAGUAGAGGUGGAGCUGGUGCCUACAGUGGAGAUCUUAACCUGCUGGCCAGAGAAGGCCCAGUGGCCUCGCUGCCUCAGGCGCUGGCCUUCCCAGGAGAAAGUGCAAUGUGUGAAGUCAUUUGGCUUUAACCUCUUGGCCCGCUCCAAUUACCACUGGCAGCUGGGCUUCUCUCGAGCUGAGCGCCUAUUGAUGGAGGGCAUUGAUGAGGAUGGAGGGUGCCGCAUGAAGUGCUUCCGGGUCAUGAGGCAGAUGAAGGAAGACGUCUGGUGCAAAGGAAACAAGCCUGUUCUCUCUUCCUACCACCUCCAAAUGGUGCUGCUCUGGACCUGUGAGAAGUACCCGCGUGCCAAGGACUGGCGCUACUUCCGGGAGGGCUUCCUGCGCUUGGUGCGGAAGCUGCACAAGUGUGUGAGCCAGCACUUCCUGAAGCACUACUUCCUCAGGGAUGCAAACCUGUUCCAGUAUGCCAACACCAGCGACCUGGACCUGGUGGCAGGCAAGCUGAUCGUAUUCCUGGAGAACCCUGUGCUCUGCCUGGACUGAACUACCAGUGCCUCCCCAUCCAGUCCCGCCCAUACCCCAAGCUCCUUUUGUAGCUUGUGGUUGCUCUUCCUGCCCUUCCACAGACACUGUGAUCAAGUGCAUCAUGAAACAGAAGAGUCCAGCUGGGUAUGGGUAGAGACCAAGACCACAUGCCAAGACAGUGCCAUGUGCCAUCUGUAUUUGAAGUCACUGCCAUCCAACCCCCUAAGCCACCAGGCAGAGCAGCACAGCCCCCCCCCCCCCCCCCCAGUGGUCAGUCCUGUAAUGUCUAAACCAAAGGCAGCAUGAGCUAGUGGCAAGAGCAAGGAGCUGCCACCCACUCUGUAACCAUGUGCAUGUCACUUCACCUCUCUGUGUCUCCCCACACUGAUGUUUUAAACUGGGUUAAUCUCUACUUUCCUCAGCAGCUUGUUGAAAGGAUAGAGGACUGAGCACAUCUAGGGAAUGCAGAGGUGUUUGGAUGGAAGUUUCUGCUGGAGCACCAUGUAUUGUUAUUUCCAAUGCUCCAUCUGCAGCUCCACAGAACUUCCACCUCUCUGUAAAGACAAUUUAAUAGAUCAUUGCAUUGAACAGUCCAAUUGCUUGUUUUUGUCUUCUCCUCUGCUGUCUUCCCUGUUGAUUUUUGUCCCUAGAUUUUUCCUUGGGAGGGCAGGAGGGGAGAGGAGCUCUCUACCUUUGCCUUUCCCACCCUUCCCAGUGCCACACAGCACAUGCAGUGAAGAUGUUUGCCAUGAGAGGUAUCUUGCUCCUCUGGCUCUGCCCAGCUGGCCAAGGGAUAAACAGAUUUCUUGGCUUUUGGUCCCUUUGUCAUUCCAGGCGGUAAAAGACAGCAGAAGAAUUGCUACGAGGUCCAGCGCUUAUAUUUUGUUUUCAAAGCAAUACGUUCAAUAUUACAAUACCCAACACUAUUUUCAAAGCAAAGUCCCAGUGUUUCAAGGAAACAAGUUUUGAGGUAACCGUUUGUUUUGGUGUCGUGCUGCUCGUGUUAUUUAUUGGCUCAGAGUACAAUAAAAUGGGCUUUUUCCUGCC
Messenger RNA from Alligator mississippiensis (American alligator), 3744 nucleotides. It is a transcript of the gene MAB21L3, whose product is annotated as mab-21 like 3. Bases 1417 to 2715 code for a protein of 432 amino acids. NCBI's taxonomy places the organism in Eukaryota, Metazoa, Chordata, Crocodylia, Alligatoridae. The transcript is spliced from 6 exons. The record is from RefSeq and is a predicted model, not a curated record.